AAAAAAGCCCCCUGCAAACCCUGGCCAUCCUGAAACAGCCCUCCGCCUCGCUCCCUGACGCCUGAGGCCCCGUGCCGGCCUUCUCAUUCACCUCCUCCGCUUCGCUCGAGCGGGCAGCCGUCGACCCAUGGAGAAAGCCCACGGAAUAUUUUCUGAUGACUUCGGGGGCUUCAUGAGGCCUCGCAGCGAGCCCCUGACUUUCUCAGGCAACCCAGCAGGCCGCGCUGGUGGGAUGGGGAACAUCAAGACUUUAGGGGACACGUACCAGUUUGCGGUGGACGUCAGCGACUUCUCCCCCGAAGACAUCAUCAUCACCACGUCGAAGAAUCAGAUCGAAGUUCACGCGGAGAAGCUGGCAGCUGACGGGACCAUCAUGAACACCUUCACCCACAAGUGCCAGCUGCCAGAAGACGUGGACCCCACCUCCGUCACCUCGGCCCUGGGCGCCGAUGGCAGCCUGACCGUCAAGGCGAGGAGGCGCCCCGGCAAGCAGCCAGAGCACAUCCAGCAGACCUUUCGGACUGAGAUCAAGAUCUGAGGGUCCU
Molecule: messenger RNA, 545 nt
Organism: Elgaria multicarinata webbii
Lineage: Eukaryota; Metazoa; Chordata; Lepidosauria; Squamata; Anguidae
Gene: HSPB7
Product: heat shock protein family B (small) member 7
Exons: 3
Coding region: 128-538 (136 amino acids)
Biological process (GO): heart development
Cellular component (GO): nucleus; cytoplasm
Source: RefSeq, a predicted model, not a curated record